This is a messenger RNA of Chironomus riparius, 3366 nucleotides long. Lineage: Eukaryota; Metazoa; Arthropoda; Insecta; Diptera; Chironomidae. The record is from the annotation of a GenBank genome assembly.
AAAAAAAGCACACUUUUAAUUUCUUUCAUGCAAAAAAAUACAAAAAAAUCCAAAAAAAAAUAAAAAACAUUAAAAAAUUAUUAAAAAAAUACAUAAAACAAGUGAAAAUUCCAAAAAUACACGCUGAUUUUUAGUUUUUUUGUUUUUCAUUGAAAACGUGUCAAGAAAGAAGAGUUUUUUGAAGAGAGAUAGAAAAUCGACGGACAGCAAGAAAACACAACAUAAAGAUGGCUUCAUUAUAUGUAGGAGACUUGCAUGCUGAUGUGACUGAGGCGAUGCUUUUUGAGAAAUUUUCAACAGUAGGACCAGUUCUCUCGAUUCGUGUUUGUCGUGAUGUCAUUUCCCGUCGAUCGCUCGGCUAUGCAUAUGUCAACUUCCAGCAACCAGCAGACGCUGAACGUGUUCUUGAUACAAUGAAUUUCGAUACAAUUAAAGGACGUCCCAUUCGCAUUAUGUGGUCACAACGUGAUCCCUCACUCCGUAAAUCGGGUGUUGGUAAUGUGUUUAUCAAGAAUUUAGACAAGACGAUUGAUAACAAGGCUAUGUAUGACACAUUCUCUGCCUUUGGAAGUAUUUUGAGUUGCAAAGUAGCCACAGAUGAAACUGGACAAUCGAAGGGAUAUGGAUUCGUACAUUUUGACACAGAAGAAGCAGCAAAUAACUCGAUUGAUCGUGUAAACGGAAUGUUGUUGAACGAAAAGAAAGUUUACGUUGGACGUUUCAUUCCACGCAAGGAACGUGAGAAGGAAUUAGGAGAAAAGGCAAAAUUGUACACAAAUGUGUAUGUUAAGAACUUUGGUGACGAAUUGACUGACGAAACAUUACUCUCGAUGUUUGAACCUUUUGGUAAAGUAACUUCACACCGCGUCAUGAUUAAGGACGGAAAGUCUCGUGGAUUUGGAUUUGUUGCCUUUGAAUCGGCUGAUGCUGCCGAAGAUGCCGUUAAAGCUUUAGAUGGCAAGAAGUUGAAUGACGAUAAGACAUUGUAUGUUGGUCGUGCACAAAAGAAAUUCGAACGUCAAAUGGAAUUGAAACGCAAGUUUGAACAAAUCAAGAUUGAACGCAUGUCACGCUACCAAGGAGUCAACUUGUAUGUUAAGAAUUUGGACGAUUCAAUUGAUGACGAGCGCUUACGUAAAGAAUUUACUCCAUUUGGAACAAUUACAAGCGCAAAAGUAAUGAUGGAAGAUGGACGAUCAAAAGGAUUUGGUUUCGUUUGCUUCUCAGCUGCUGAGGAAGCCACAAAAGCAGUCACUGAAAUGAAUGGACGUAUUGUUGGAUCCAAGCCAUUGUAUGUUGCUUUGGCUCAAAAGAAGGAAGAACGUAAAGCACAUUUGACUUCCCAAUAUAUGCAACGUAUGACAAAUAUGCGUAUGCAACAAAUGGGUCAAAUUUUCCAACCAGGCGGUGCCGGAGGAUAUUUCGUUCCAACAAUUCCACAACCUCAACGUUUCUAUGGACCAGCAGUUACACAAUUGCGUACUACCCCAAGAUGGGCAAGUCAACCACAAGUUCGUCAACCACAAACUGCUGCUGCCGCAUAUCCAAACAUGGCAGCUGUUAAUGCUACUCCAUAUCGUCCAGGUGGUGCUGGCGCUGUUGCUCGUCAACCAGUUCAAGGAAAUGCCCAAAAUCAAUCGGCACAAAAUGCUGCAUUACGCAACUCGGCUCGUCCAAUUACUGGACAACAAGCAGCAGCUCAAAUCCAACAAGGACGUGCAAUGAAUGCACCAGUUGCUCAACGUGGUGCUCCAACAAGCUACAAAUAUACACCAAACAUGCGCAAUGCUCCACAAACUGUCCCAAUGCCUGUUCAACCAACAGCACAACAAGCUGUUGUCGUUAAGGGACAAGAACCAUUGACUGCAAGUAUGUUGGCUGCUGCACAACCAGCUGAACAAAAGCAAAUGCUUGGCGAACGUUUGUUCCCAUUAAUCGAACACAUGUAUCCAGCUUUAGCCGGUAAAAUCACAGGAAUGUUGUUGGAAAUUGACAACUCUGAAUUGCUGCACAUGCUUGAACAUAAUGAGUCAUUGAAAUCCAAGGUCGAAGAAGCUGUUGCUGUUUUGCAUGUCCAUCAAAACAAACAAAAUCCCAAGAUUGAAUAAACAAACUGUCCAUCGAUGACCUCGUCUUCAUCUCUUGCACGAUGAAAAGCAAUUUCAAAUGAAAAACAUAUAAAAGAAGAAAUCUACGAGAAAGAAGUUAAAACAUGAAGAAUGAAGAAAAUAAAAAUGCAUAAUAAAAACAAGCAAGUAUAUAAAAAAUAUUAAAAAAUCCAAAAAAAGAGUAAAAUUUAUAAAAAAUCCAAUGCAAAAAAAAAAUAUAAAAAAAUUUAAAAAUACAAAAUAUAAAAAAAUAAAAAAUGAAAAAUGAAGAGAAAAUUUGAAACGGAACAUACGCGACUAAAAAAAAAUAUACAACACAAGAAAACCUUUGUAGUAAAUGAGAAAAAAAGAUAAAAAAAACUUUCAAAUAUUAAAAAAUCAACAAAAAAAUCGAAAAAUCAAAUUGAGGAAAAAAAUCUCAAAAAAUAGGAAACUGUUCCAAAAGAAUUUGUGAAACAAUAUCUUUUUCUUUAACUUAUAUUUUUGAAAAAAAAAAGGCACGGUAGAAACAUAUUCCGUGUUUAUUGUUUCUUUUUGAAAAGACUUUUUUUUAUUGUUCGUUAGACAUUUUCCUUAAAAUUCAAAUCAAAAAUUUUUUUUUCUCUUAAAAAACUUUUGAUCGUAAACCACAACUUUCAUUUUUAUAUCAAUUAUUAACCAAUUUUAAAAAUUUUGUUUUUUUUAAAAAAACGGUAUCAAAACGAUUUAGAUGGAAAACAGGAUUUUUUUUUAUGUUAUCGAUAUUUGUAUAAGAUAUGAAAUAUAUAAAAUAAUCGCGGGAAUUUUAUACAAUUUUCUAAUUAAUUUCUUUUAUUCGUUUGUCAUUCAAUUACUAGCCUGAUUACAUCCAAUAUUAUGAUUAUUACUACUAUUAUAAUACAGAAACCGAUUAUAUAAAAAAAAUUAUAUUAUGAACUAUGAUGAUGAAAAAAAAUCUUUUAUAUCCAAUUAUAAAAAAUUUCUAAUAACUACAUACAUUUUUAAAGGAUAAAUGAUUAUAUUGAGAAUAAAAAAAUCUUUAAAAAACAUAGAAAAAAAAAGCGUAAAAGAAGAAAAAAAUACUUUUGAGGCAAAAAAAACCAACAAACCUUUUUUGAUAAAGAACGAAACAAGCUCUAAACAUAUAGAACACGCGCGAAACUUUGAAAUUUUUUUAGAAAAAUUCAGGGAAAGGUGAAUAAAAUGUAAUUAAGUAAGGAGAAACUUUGUAACACUUGUGAACCGAUGAUUUUUUUGAAUAAAGAACAAGAGAGCUGGA